GAAAAGCGUAAUGUUGAUGCGGAACGCGAGCAAACACAAAUCAGACGGAAGAAACGGGGUCAGCAGCGGCGGAAAAAGGAGGACACCUUCAAGUCAGGCCGUCGACCCUCGCCCCCCCUCCCCUCCCUCCCUCCCUCCGCCCCGGUCACUCCCGCGUCUCUCUCCGGGGUGGGUCCCUCAGUCUACGAUGGGCUAAGUCGGAGAGGCGCCCUGCAGCUGUUCAGAGAGCCGGGGACAGGACGGAGGCAUCGGAGCAGUGAAGGUGGCCGGAGGCUGCUGCUGCUUUGUGUCCGGACGCGCGCAGUGCGUAAAAACGCGCCUGAGCUGCUCUACAUGCUCACAUCCAGGGUGUCCGUCCGGCAGGCUGCGGCCGUGAAUCCAUUUCUUCUGAGAUCCCGGGAGCGGAUGGAGUGAAUCGUGCAGACGGGAAGAGAGACGGACCGCAGCUCGGUUGCGUGUGAUGAUAGGAGACACAAUGACGCUCUUGUCUCUUCUGGGUCGGAUCAUGCGCUAUUUUCUCCUCAGGCCGGAGACGUUGUUUCUGCUGUGCAUCAGCCUGGCGCUGUGGAGCUACUUCUUCCACACGGACGAGGUGAAAACCAUCGUCAAGUCCAGCCGGGAUGCCGUGAAGAUGGUGAAGGGGAAAGUGGCGGAGAUGAUGCAGAACGACCGGCUGGGAGGCCUCAGCGUCCUGGAUGCGGAGUUCUCCAAAACCUGGGAGUUCAAGAACAACAAUGUAGCUGUGUACUCCAUCCAGGGGAGGAGGGACCACAUGGAGGACCGCUUCGAGGUGCUCACCGACAUCACCAACAAGACCCACCCCUCGAUAUUCGGGAUAUUUGACGGCCACGGAGGAGAGGCUGCUGCGGACUACGUGAAGGCCCAUCUGCCCGAGUCGCUGAGGCAGCAGCUGCAGGCCUUCGAGAGGGAGAAGCGAGAGAGCUCGCUGUCCUACGCCAGCAUUCUGGAGCAGCGGAUCCUGGCUGUGGAUCGAGAGAUGCUGGACAAGCUGUCGGCCAACCACGACGAAGCAGGUCAGAGGGGGGCGGAGAGCGGAACCACCUGUCUCGUGGCGCUGCUGUCCGACCGGGAGCUCACCGUCGCCAACGUUGGAGACUCGCGCGGCGUGCUGUGCGACAAAGACGGGAACGCCGUGGCCCUGUCGCACGACCACAAGCCGUAUCAGCUGAAGGAGCGCAAGAGGAUCAAGAGAGCAGGAGGCUUCAUCAGUUUUAACGGGUCCUGGAGGGUCCAGGGAAUCCUCGCCAUGUCGCGCUCCCUCGGGGACUACCCGCUGAAGAACCUCAACGUGGUCAUUCCCGACCCCGACAUAAUGACCUUUGACCUGGACAAACUGCAGCCGGAGUUCAUGAUCCUGGCGUCGGACGGCCUGUGGGACGCCUUCAGCAACGAGGAGGCGGUGCGCUUCGUCCGCGAGCGCCUGGACGAGCCGCACUUCGGCGCCAAGAGCAUCGUGCUCCAGUCCUUCUACCGCGGCUGCCCCGACAACAUCACCGUCAUGGUGGUCAAGUUCAAGAGCGGCGCCGCGGCCAGCAGCAAGGCGGCGGCGGCGGAGUAGUUUGAAUCUUGUGAAUGGCGCGUUUUCCCCGUUUGUCUCCUGGACAGAGCAGCGCAACAUCACCGGGGGAGCGGGGAACUCGGCAGGGUGGACGUUUUGACACACACGCACACACACACACACACACACACAAAUACACUUUAAACUGAGGAUUUACUUUAUUUGGCAUCUGAAGACUGCAGAUCUUCCAAAUGGUGCGUUCCAGUUGCUCUCCGAACUGGGAAUUCCCAGAUGUCCUGAUGGGUCUCAGGGUUGACGUUAGAUUGAUUCGGCGUUGUUAGAGUCUGAGUUUUAACGGAUUGUAUCAUUGGUCUAAUCGUGGGUGCAAAACAUUUCCGUGUACUUUCCUCAAUCGGAAGUGGAAAGUUCCGAGCCGACUGGAACGCACCAUGAGACGAGCAGACGGGAGGUUCCCUCUCCACCAGCACACACCCGACUGUGAUCGCUUCACUACUGUUUACUACACACACACACACAGAGACACACACACACACACGGUACAGCUUCCCCGGAGGCGUCGACCUGUGCCUACUCAACAAUUACACAACAAGUCGCAGACAACUGAACAGUUUGUGAGCAAACGCUGUUUGUCAGUAACACGACGACUGGAAGGGAAUCUGAAAACACUCACCCUCUGGAGACUCGCCGGUUUCAUCCUCUGGCUGCCGUUCAGUUCAGUUACAAUUAGCAGCAGUGUGUUUGAAAGCCUCUUUAAAAUGCUCUUUUAGUUUAAAGCCUGGGAGGAUUCAUGAUGAUUUACUUUAAACACGUUUUAACCUUCCUGCUUUAAAAUCCUCAGCCCGACAAACUCAAAGAAGUAAAUCACUUAUGUGUUCAGAUUUCUUAAAAUUAUUAAGAUGAAAAAUAUGAAGCGCACAGAGUCAUUUGUAGCACUCUGAAUACUAUAAUUUAGUGUUUUUCUUUUCAUUGAUACCAACCAGAUAUUGUUCGGGUAACUGUUCUCUUGGUAAAGUAAAAUUGAACAAGUUGGUUUGAAAAGUUGAAUAAACCCAACUAAGAAACUGAUAUUUGUACUUUUAUUUUGGAAACUUACAAUGAGUUGAGUUGAAACCAUUUACUUUUACUUUAGAGCAUGAAUAAGUGUUUGUUUAGCAAAAAAAAAAACUAGUUGAAGUCAAUUUAAAUGUGAAAAGUCACAAAAAACUUUGUUUAAUGAAGAAAAGAGGAAUCUUGUCUUAUCUUUUUGAGGCAGCUUGAUUUUUUUUUUCUUUAAAGAAAUAUUUUUUUUAUUGUUUGUGGACAUUGAUAAACUUCUGAACUAACUGAAGUCAUUGAUUUGUCUCUAUUGAAACAUCGAGUCAGUAGACGGUGGGUGAUUUUGACAAGUAAACUUAAGGAUCUUAGUUCUCGUAAACCAACAAAUACACACACAUACACUGAUCAGCCGUAUCAUUAUGACCACUUAUGUGUGCCGUGAAGCAGCAGAUGGAUAUUUUCUCCUCAGAACUGAUGAGGAUGUCGCGAUGAAUCACUCUCUGCUGCGGUUUGGUGCAUCAGAUGGUCACAUUAUUAAGGUUGAUCAGUUUAUACACACACAAACACACAGUUCUAAAAAAAAAAAAAAAAAAAUGAAAUGCACUUUUGAGAAUCUUUUUUUUUUUUGGGGGGGGGGGGGGGGGGGGGGGACAGUAACUCAUAUCAGCCACUGUCAGCCCUCAGUAAUGCAAGAGGGUUUUCAUGUUUGUAGAACCUGAUUUGGAAAGUGGAGCUAACGGAACUCUGUUCUUCUUCAUAUGCUUUGACUCAUUUGUGUCCAUGAGGACUGGCGGUGUGUCGGACAAACGACGACGACUCCUCGUGACCUGUAGCCUGCGGCCGGAACGCUUGAAACAUGAUCUGAAGCAAUAUGGUGUCAACAAGCCUGUCAAGCAACGUUACAGUAAAACACACUUGAUUUACUGCUGCGUUAUGUUGAGCUGUCACCACUGUGUACCCUGAAGUCUCAUAAGCUCAGAGAAAUCUAGAACGUUCUUCUUUUUUUUUAAUUAACAGUUUACCUGAUGCCUUAUUUAUUGAUGCGUUUAUUUCCAUGUCCCUGGCGAACGAUGCCGAUUCAGUGAACCGUCUCCUCAUUUUCUGUCCUUCUGUA
Molecule: messenger RNA, 3689 nt
Organism: Salarias fasciatus (jewelled blenny)
Lineage: Eukaryota; Metazoa; Chordata; Actinopteri; Blenniiformes; Blenniidae
Gene: ppm1la
Product: protein phosphatase, Mg2+/Mn2+ dependent, 1La
Exons: 4
Coding region: 461-1579 (372 amino acids)
Biological process (GO): protein dephosphorylation
Molecular function (GO): cation binding; protein serine/threonine phosphatase activity
Source: RefSeq, a predicted model, not a curated record